UUGCCGGGGCACUGUUGUCUCAACCUGAUCGAUGCUUGUGCCCAUGUUGGCGCGGGGUAGAGUCCGGGUAGUCUCUGCUUUCAGCAGAGCCCUGAGACAGCAAUGGCAUGUUUCGGUCGCGACAUCACCAACAGACAUCAGUAUGGUGAGGCAAGUGGAAGCAAAGGUGAACUUCUCCAAUUUGCGUGCGUUGGGAUGUACCAUGGAAGAUUGUGUUGGAGAGACGCCUGUGGUGCGACUCCAGAGAAUGGUGCCCAAUGAGUGGGGUUCCAUCGUGUUGUGCAAACUUGAAGGCAACAACCCAGCAGGCAGUGUAAAGGAUCGUGCUGCUCUUUCGAUGAUCACACGUGCAGAGGCUUCAGGCCGCAUUCGUCCUGGUGAUACCUUAAUCGAAGCAACCUCGGGAAACACAGGGAUUGCAUUGGCAGCGAUUGCAGCUAUCAAGGGUUACAAGCUGAAGCUCAUCAUGCCUGAGAAUAUGAGCUUAGAGAGGCGUGCCAGCAUGGCAGUCUAUGGAGCAGAGCUGACGCUCGUGUCCACCGGUGCCAUGGAAGAAGCCCGCGAUCUCGCCCUGGCAAUGCAAGCACGUGGAGAAGGGAUUGUUCUGGAUCAGUUUUCACCUCAGAUGGCGGGUAUGACUGAGUUGCGGAUGACUAAGAAUGUUUAUGUUUAA
Molecule: messenger RNA, 673 nt
Organism: Durusdinium trenchii
Lineage: Eukaryota; Dinophyceae; Suessiales; Symbiodiniaceae
Source: the annotation of a GenBank genome assembly